Aspergillus ibericus CBS 121593 is the source of this 270-nucleotide messenger RNA. Its product is annotated as mitochondrial 37S ribosomal protein uS19m. The transcript is spliced from 3 exons. Gene Ontology annotation, molecular function: structural constituent of ribosome; RNA binding. The record is from RefSeq and is a predicted model, not a curated record. NCBI's taxonomy places the organism in Eukaryota, Fungi, Ascomycota, Eurotiomycetes, Eurotiales, Aspergillaceae. Gene Ontology annotation, cellular component: cytosolic small ribosomal subunit; ribosome. The coding region runs from base 1 to 270 and encodes 89 amino acids. Gene Ontology annotation, biological process: ribosomal small subunit assembly; translation.
AUGUUUCCCACGCGUGCCCUUCUGGGCCGGUCCAAUAAAUAUAGUCUCCCCCUCCCCCGCAAACUCCCCGCCCCCCCAGGAACGCCCCCGAUCAAGACGCAGAAGCGCGGCGCCACGAUCUUGCCGAAUUUCGUGGGCUUGCGGUUCUCCAUCCAUAAUGGGAAGAUUUACCAGGAUGUGUUGAUUACCGAGGAGAUGGUCGGGAGGAAGUUGGGGGAGUUUGUGGCGACUCGGAAGAGGUUUACGUAUAAGCAGUCGAAGAACAAAUAG